AUGAAUAAGAUAUCAGAAUUAUACAAUCAUUAUAAACGAAAUCGAUUUCAUAUUGAAUUUGGUUUUCAUGUAAGAAAUUUCAUUCAUGACGUUGCUUCAAAAGUUUAUCCAAUUGCAAAACUUAUCUUACCUAAUUUUCGAGCUGUUCAUUAUUUUUACGUUAUUACACUUGUAUUUUUAGGUUCAAUUUUAGUUUAUCCUGUAAAAUCAGUUCCUUAUAUUGAUGUUUUAUUCUUCACGAGUGGUGCUUCAACUCAAGCUGGUUUAAAUACCGUGGAUCUUAAUAAUAUUUCAUUAUAUCAACAAAUUAUAUUAUAUUUGAUCACCGGGUUAACAACACCAAUUUUCAUUCAUGGAUCAUUAUUAUUUAUACGGCUUUAUUAUUUUGAAAGACAUUUUGAUAAUAUCAAAGAGAAGUCUAAAUUAGAUUUCAAAAUGAGAAGAAAUGCAACAUUGGCAAGACAAAGAUCUUCUGUUUCAGGAGUCGGAUCAGUAGGUGCUAAUUCAACAAGAAUGAAUACUUAUACAAAUCAAGGUUUGGGAUUUUAUGACGAUGACCAAGAAAAAGAAAUUGAAAGCACUAGUCCACAAUCAUCACUGAUAAAUAAUAAUAAUUAUAAGAGUCACAACAACAAUAAUAAUAAUAAUAAUGUUGAGCAUUAUUCAGAACCAUCAGAUGAUGAAGAAAAUGAUUAUAAUAGAGAAAAGAAGCAUACUAUUUCAGAUUCAGCUCCUGCAACUUCAACAUCUGAAGGUAUUAAAUUUGGCGUAUUACCACAUCCACGAAGAAGAAAAUCUAUUGAUCCUGAAGAUAUGUAUAGAUCAAUUAAUAUGUUGCAAGAAAAACAAAAGGAUAAAGAAUCAACUAAAGGUAUACAAUUUUUCAACAUUAGUUCUCCAAGUAAAAUGAGAAGGUCAUCAACUGCAAAUACAAAAAAUAGUAAUACUAGUCACAAGGAUGAUGAUAAUGAUGAUGACGUAUUGGUCAUUAAGUCUCCAAAAGAGAUUGAAAAUUCUACUGAUGGUCAUAAUAAUACAAUUUUCAUUAAAAAGAAAAUGAUAAACUUACCAAAAGGAUCACAAAUUCAUUUUGUGGAUAAUCCAUUGAGAAGGAAAAAAUGGUUGACAAGCACUGGUGGUACAACAACUAGAAAACAUUACAAUCCUUGGGCAUCAAAAUUAAGAAAAACACUAUCGAAUUCAGGUAGGCGAAGGUUUUCAAGUAUUUCUCCAAGUGAAGAAGAAGAAAAUGAUAACAAUGAAGAAGAAGAGGACGAUGCUCUGAUUGAUUCAGAAGACAACAACUUGACCCAAACUGAGGAUGAACAUGAGGUAGACGAUGAAGAUGAUGAAGAAGAACAAGAUGAUGAUGAACAAGAUGAUGAUGAACAAGAUGAGGACGACGAGGAAGACAAGAAAGAUAAUGAAAAUGCAGUUGAUGAUGAAGAGGAAGAUACAUCACUUAAACGUGCACAAUCAAACUUAGUUUUACCCUCAAAAGAUGAAACGAGUGGUAAAAAAUACACCAAAAGGAGUAAUACAAUGGAUGUUACAAGUGAUCCUAUUAUUGAUGAAGAUAUAAUACGACGUAGGAAAAAGGUUAAUAAUAAACCGAAAAAGAAAAAAUCGAGUAAAUUCAAUAUUAAAAGAAUCAAGACUCCAGGAUUAUCAUCAACUGCAAAUUCAAUACAAGAAGGUUCAAUUCAAAAUUAUAAUACAAAUGAUUUACAAUCAAUCAAAACUCAAGAAACUAAUACAGAUUUAAAUAGAUUAUCAAAAACGAUGAGUGGGAAUUAUUUAUCAUGGACACCUACGGUUGGUAGAAAUUCAACAUUUAUAAAAUUAACUGAAGCUCAAAAGGAAGAAUUAGGGGGUAUAGAAUAUAGAGCUGUCAAAUUGCUUAUCAAAAUUAUAGUUAUCUACUACAUUGGUUUUCAUAUGAUUUCAGCCAUUAUGUUGACUAUUUGGAUAUACUGUAUGCCUUAUUAUAGAAAUUUAAUGAGUUCUCAAGGCAUUGUUCCAGCUUGGUGGGCAUUUUUCACUGCACAAUCAUCUUUCAAUGAUUUAGGAUUGACUUUGACUGCAAAUUCUAUGAGUUCAUUUAAUCAAAAUGCAUUUGUACAAAUUUUGACUUCAUUUUUAAUUGUCAUUGGUAAUACAGGUUUCCCCAUUUUUUUAAGAUUUGUAAUUUGGAUCAUGUUUAAAACCGCUAGACCCUUAUCAUUGUAUAAAGAAUCAUUAGGCUUUUUAUUAGAUCAUCCAAGACGUUGUUUCACAUUAUUAUUUCCUUCAGUUCCAACUUGGUGGUUGUUUUUUGUUUUAGUUGUUUUAAAUGGUUUUGAUCUAGUCAUUUUUUGUAUACUUGAUUUAAAAAAUAAAUCAUUAGAUGGUAUACCUACUGGUUAUAAAGUAUUAAAUGGAUUAUAUCAAGCUUUUUGUACAAGAACCGUUGGCUUUUCAAUCAUGGAUUUGUCUCAACUACAUGCUGCUACUCAAGUUAGUUAUAUGUUAAUGAUGUAUAUUUCAGUUUUACCAAUUGCCAUUUCAGUUAGAAGAACUAAUGUUUAUGAAGAACAAUCAUUAGGAGUUUAUGCAAAAGAUGAAAAUGGUGAAAAUGAAGAAAAUGGAGUUGAUGAAUCUAAACCAACAAAUUAUAUUGGUGCCCAUUUAAGAAAUCAAUUAUCAUUUGAUUUAUGGUUUAUAUUUCUUGGAUUAUUUAUUAUUUGUAUUGCUGAAGGUAAAAAACUACAAAAACAAGAAUUUAGAUUUUCUGUAUUUGCUAUUUUAUUUGAAAUUAUUAGUGCUUAUGGUACUGUUGGUAUGUCAUUAGGUUAUCCUGAUGUAAAUACAAGUUUAUCUGGUAAAUUUAAUGUUAUUUCAAAAUUAGUUAUUAUUGCAAUGAUGAUAAGAGGUAGACAUAGAGGUUUACCAUAUACUAUUGAUAGAGCAAUUAUGUUACCUGAUGCAGAUAUGAGAAAACAUGAUAGAUUACAAGAGCAUCAUGCAGCUAAUAGACAACAACUGAUGGAAAGAACAAAUACUUUAGGUAGAGCAGCCACCACAAUGAAUAAUUUAUCGGGUCCAAUUGAUGGUAAUGAUAAUAUAGUCACUCGAAUAUUGACAAAUGUUGGUAAUUUUAGACAAAGACAAAAGGAGAAAAGAGAGGCUGAAAUGCAUAGUGAAGAUCCAAAAUAUGUAAUUACAAGUGUAUCAAAUAUAUAA
This is a messenger RNA of Insectozyma verbasci, 3222 nucleotides long. The record is from the annotation of a GenBank genome assembly. Lineage: Eukaryota; Fungi; Ascomycota; Pichiomycetes; Serinales; Debaryomycetaceae.